AUGAGCAGAGACUUCCAUCACCCGUAUCGGCCGUACGAUAUCCAGGUCCAGUUGAUGGACCGUAUCUAUGACCUGCUCAAUUCAUCAAAAAAAAUUGGGAUCUUCGAGAGUCCUACAGGAACUGGUAAGACGCUCUCUUUGAUCUGCAGUACAGUUACAUGGUUACGUGAACAUAAGUUGGAGAAGCUCGGUAGUGUUAGGGACCGACAUUCCGAUGAGAGCAGUUCGGACUUUUCGUCAGACGAUGACGACGAUAAUGAGCCAGAAUGGGUCAACCAGUUCUAUAAUGACAAGAUCUUGAAAGAUAAGGUCCAGGUGCUACAGCAGUAUGAAGAUUAUCUGGAUACCCUUUCCAAUGGGAAAGUCCAGGUAUCCCUUAGAGAAUUAGGCACAUUUGGUGGGAAGAAUAAGAAACGGAAAAGGGCGGCUGGGUCUGUCCAUGUCGACAUGAAGAUCGGCAACGGGUCUAGUUCGGAAAACGAUGACGGGUCGCAGUUUCUUCCGGAACCCUACGAGAUUGGUGGAGCGGGAGAACAAGUUACAGACAAGAAAUCACAAUUGAACGAUGAGAUCCAAGAACUUCUUGCCAAAAUAGGCGAUAGGGACGAUCCAAACGCUGAUAAAUAUGAUCAGAAUCUAGAUCUACAUUCCCCAUUGAAAAUAUUUUUUGCCUCAAGAACCCAUUCCCAAUUGACGCAAUUUGCUUCACAAUUGACACUCCCAUCUUUUCCUCCGUCUUCGACUUUAUUGGAUAAGGAGCGCAUCAAAUUCUUACCACUUGCAUCUAGAAAACAACUCUGUAUUCACGAAAAAGUAUCGAGAUCAAGACCAGACUUAAUCAACGAUUCAUGUGCUGAAACGGUAAAAAAAAAAGAAUGCCAGUUCUACACAAACUCCAAGGAUAAGAUCACUUCAAGAGAGUUUCGUGAUCAUACGUUCUCACAGAUACACGAUAUUGAAGAUUUGGUACAGCUGGGAAAAACUUUCCAUACAUGUCCAUACUACUCAUCAAGGGAUACUUUAGAUGGAGCCGAAAUUGUCACACUUCCAUAUCAACAUUUACUAUCGCUGGAAGUUCGCCAAUCAUUGGGUAUUGACUUGAAGGAUAGUAUUGUUAUAAUAGAUGAAGCGCAUAAUUUGAUAGACACCAUUAGAUCUAUUUACAGCUGUGAAGUGUCACUAUCCGAAAUCGACAGUUGUCUGAAGGCCAUCAAGAUAUAUUUUGCAAAAUUUAAAAAGAGGCUAAACAGUGGUAAUCGAGUUAGUCUCUUAAAACUCAUGAAGCUCUUAGAAGUGCUUAAAUCAUUUAUAGAAAAAUAUUUUUCUGAGGGAAAGGAGGUUUUACCGCAAGAGAUAUUCCACAAUAACAAUAUUGAUCUUUUGAAUAUACAUGAACUAACAAACUACAUGAAAAAAUCCAAGAUAGCCUAUAAGAUUGAUAGUUAUACUGAUUGGGUUUCAAAGCCAGAAAAUUCUGACCAGACAACUCCUAGUCAACCGAUCCUUUUUAAAAUCUCACAAUUCAUUAUGUCUCUUUCAAAUCUAUCAGUUGAAGGUAAGUUUUACUUUAGAGAAGGAAAGAUGAUUAGGUACAUGCUAUUAGAACCACAGGAGAUUUUCAAGUCUAUUGUUCAAGACAGCAAAUGUGUUAUUCUUGCCGGAGGAACAAUGCAGCCUGUAAGUGAUAUAACAGAGUCGCUAUUCCCAUAUAUUCCAUCUGAUGAGAUCGUACAAUUUUCCUGCGACCAUAUUAUUCCAGAUUCUAAUCUAGACACAUUUUUAGUUACUGAUGGUUUCAAUUUCAAUCACGAAAACAGAAACAAAGAAUCAAAUAUGGUAGGCCUUUAUGAAUUCUUUUUGGAAAUUGGCAAGAGGGUACCUGAUGGUGUCGUUGCAUUUUUCCCCAGUUACGGUUAUCUCGAACAAGUCGUGAAUUUCUGGAAAUCAAAGGGUAUGUACCAGAGGUUAAAUUCUUUGAAAAAGAUUUUUUAUGAGACGAAAGGUGGUAACGAUAUUCUCCCGGGCUAUACAGAUGCGAUAUCUGAACGUAAUUCUGGUGCGCUUUUACUUUCAGUCGUUGGAGGGAAACUUUCAGAAGGAAUUAAUUUUCAAGACGAAUUAGCUAGAGCAGUUGUUAUGGUUGGUUUGCCAUAUCCCAAUACAUUUAGUAGUGAAAUGAUUGUUCAAAGGAGACAUCAUGAAAAUAAAGUGUUAUCUAAUGGCGGUUCGGAGCAAGAUGCACACAGAGUAACCAAGGAAUUUUACGAGAAUAUAUGCAUGAAAGCAGUUAAUCAAAGUGUUGGCAGAGCCAUCAGACAUGCAAAAGAUUAUGCGUGCAUUUUUCUCAUCGAUAACCGCUAUCUAAAUAAUAGCAUACAACAAAAACUAUCGCACUGGGUUCGGAAAAGAAUAAUGCAUCAGAAAAAGACAGAAGACAUACUCGAAGAGACUUCUUCUUUCUUUGUCCAAAAAAGAUAA
Molecule: messenger RNA, 2478 nt
Organism: Kluyveromyces marxianus DMKU3-1042
Lineage: Eukaryota; Fungi; Ascomycota; Saccharomycetes; Saccharomycetales; Saccharomycetaceae
Gene: CHL1
Product: DNA helicase
Exons: 1
Coding region: 1-2478 (825 amino acids)
Biological process (GO): establishment of sister chromatid cohesion; nucleobase-containing compound metabolic process
Cellular component (GO): nucleus
Molecular function (GO): DNA binding; ATP binding; hydrolase activity, acting on acid anhydrides, in phosphorus-containing anhydrides
Source: RefSeq, a predicted model, not a curated record